Molecule: messenger RNA, 2235 nt
Organism: Neopsephotus bourkii (Bourke's parrot)
Lineage: Eukaryota; Metazoa; Chordata; Aves; Psittaciformes; Psittacidae
Gene: KATNB1
Product: katanin regulatory subunit B1
Exons: 19
Coding region: 194-2167 (657 amino acids)
Biological process (GO): microtubule depolymerization; microtubule severing
Cellular component (GO): katanin complex
Molecular function (GO): microtubule binding
Source: RefSeq, a predicted model, not a curated record
CGCCGCUGGGCCCAGCGCACCGGGGCCUCCCCGACUCCUGCCGGUGCCUUUGUUUGGCCUCCAGACGGCCAGGACAGCACGGGCGCAUGGCCAGGCCGCGAUAGGAGGCGGUGGCAGAGAGGCGAUCCGGGUGGGCGGGGGACCCUCGCCGGUCGGAGGAAGGCCCAUCGGAGCGGCCUCGCCGAGCAGAGUCAUGGCCGAGGCCGUCGCCACUAAGACGGCGUGGAAGCUGCAUGAGAUCACAGCUCACAGCAGCAAUGUAUCCUCACUAGUCCUGGGCAAAACCUCAGGCCGGUUGCUGGCAACUGGAGGAGAUGACUGUCGGGUCAACAUAUGGUCAGUUAACAAGCCCAGUUGCAUCAUGAGUUUGACAGGCCACACGUCGCCCAUUGAGAGCCUACAGGUCAAUACGAAUGAGAAUCUCAUUGUUGCAGGGUCCCAGUCAGGGUCCAUUCGAGUUUGGGACCUGGAAGCUGCCAAAAUUCUUCGAUCCUUACUUGGUCACAAAGCAAAUAUCUGCAGCCUUGAUUUCCAUCCUUAUGGAAGCAUUGUGGCAUCUGGCUCUUUGGACACAAACAUUAAGCUCUGGGAUAUGAGGAAAAAAAACUGUGUCUUCAGGUACAAGGGCCACACAGAAGCAGUUCGAUGUCUCCGCUUUAGUCCUGAUGGAAAGUGGUUAGCCUCUGCUGCUGAUGAUCACACUGUGAAGCUGUGGGAUCUGGUGGCUGGGAAGCUAGUGUUUGAAUUUACAGAACAUACUGGCCCAGUAAACGUUGUUGAAUUCCAUCCCAAUGAAUACCUUUUGGCGUCUCGUAGCUCUGACAGGACUGUUCGGUUCUGGGACUUAGAGAAAUUUCAAGUGGUAAGCUGUAUUGAAGAGGAGGCUACUCCCGUCAGGUGUGUGCUUUUCAACCCAGAUGGCUGCUGCUUGUAUAGUGGCUUCCAGGAUUCUCUGCGUGUGUACGGCUGGGAGCCAGAGCGCUGUUUUGAUGUGGUCUUGGUGAACUGGGGAAAAGUAGCUGAUUUAUCUGUUUGCAACAACCAGCUGAUAGGUGUUUCCUUUGCACAAAGCACAGUCUCUUCCUUUGUUGUGGAUCUCAGCAGAGUCACAAAGUCGGAUUCUAUACCUCAUGGGCUGAUCAGGGAUGAUGAGUCUCUUGUGUCACUUACCACCACGGGGUCCUCCCUUCGCCGCAUCUAUGACAGGCCCUCAACUAGGUGCAGCAAGCCACAAAGAGUGAAGCUUAACUCGGAGAGUGAGAGGUGCAGUCCCAGCAGCGAAGACGACCGGGAUGAGAAGGAAUCAAAAGCUGAGAUCCAGAACCCAGAGGAUUACAAUGAUAUCUUCCAGCCCAAGAAUGCUAUAUGUCGCACUCCUCCUCCGAACAGUGAGCCCUUUCCAGCCCCCCCUGAGGAUGAGCCCAUAGCUGCAAAGGAAGCAGUGAAGCCCACCCGAGCUCCAGAUGUCCAGACACUGUUGCCAAAGCAAGAACUUCCUAAUCCAGUCCAGAGCCCACCAAUUGCCUCUUCAGCUGCUUUGACCAGAGCAGAGCCAUUGGUGAUUCCUGCAGCCAGAAAUGAGCCCAUUGGCCUGAAAGCCUCUGACUUUCUACCAGCUCUGAAAAACCAAAGCCAGACAGAGCUUGUGGAUGAGGAAGCCAUUUCUCAGAUCAGGAAAGGCCACGAGACCAUGUGUGUGGUGCUCACCAGUCGCCGCAAGAAUCUGGACACUGUGCAGGCUGUGUGGAGCUCCAGUGAUAUUAAGAACUCUGUUGACUCUGCAGUGGCGAUCAACGAUCUGUCUGUUGUCGUGGACCUCUUGAAUAUUGUCAACCAAAAACCGUUUCUCUGGAAGCUGGAUUUGUGUGCUAUAGUCCUGCCACAGGUAGAAAAACUACUCCAAAGUAAAUAUGAAAGCUACGUGCAGACUGGCUGCACCUCCCUGAAACUCAUUCUCCAGAGAUUCCUGCCACUGAUCACAGACAUCCUCGCUGCACCACCUUCUGUUGGAGUGGACAUCACCAGGGAGGAAAGGCUCCAUAAAUGCAAGCUGUGCUACAGGCAGCUGAAAAACAUCAGCAUCAUCAUCAGGAGCAAGUUUGGGCUCAGUGGCCGCCAUGGUAGUACCUUUCGGGAACUGCACCUCCUCAUGGCUGGCCUGGACUAACAGCCACCACCUUCCCAUGUGCAAAUGAAGGUGGCCAAGCUCUCCUUGGGUCUGGCUGAAUUUCACCU